Sinocyclocheilus grahami is the source of this 1610-nucleotide messenger RNA. RefSeq names its product protein FAM49A-like. Gene Ontology annotation, biological process: regulation of actin filament polymerization. The coding region runs from base 948 to 1610 and encodes 220 amino acids. The transcript is spliced from 6 exons. The record is from RefSeq and is a predicted model, not a curated record. Gene Ontology annotation, molecular function: small GTPase binding. NCBI's taxonomy places the organism in Eukaryota, Metazoa, Chordata, Actinopteri, Cypriniformes, Cyprinidae.
CACUUUGAAUGGGCAUGAUGCCUCUAAGCAUCUGACAGGGCAAACCGCUUUAAACUAUACAUGCUAACUAUAUCUUAUUUAAAGCCCUUAAUAUAAAGCAUGUCACAAACUGGAUUAUGCACUUGCCCCAUAGCAGCUCACUCUGUGUCUUCCGCUAUUUUUCAGAUGCACUCGUAUCAAACUACAGUAUAUCAAUAUAAAAGGUUUUGCCUCAUACCACAUUGCUUAUAAAGAAUAGAUCAAUAUAUUGUACAAACUCGAUAUACCGCCCAGCCCUACGUUUUAACAUGUUUACAUGAUCACAUGCAAUGUUGCCGUAUUAAAAAUAAUGAUCGCUUUAAUCUGUUUAAGAAUGUGCGUGUAAAUGCACUCUGUGCAUUUCCAACAAUUCAAUCUGUUCCCGAUGGACAAAAUCAAGUCCCACUAUGCAUUACUAUAUGAUAGAGUGCAGUUAUAACUUGAAAUUAUUAUUUGGCAUAGCCGGUUGGUAGAAUAAAGAUAAAGCAGCUCAGUUACUCAGUAAACAGCUGUUAUAUCCUCAUUUGAAAUGAGAGCAUAUCAGAACAUUUAAACUAUUUUAUCAUCUGGCUGUGAGUGAACAGUCUCUUAAGUACAUAUUAGAAGAGAUAAGUAAAAUUGACCUACAAAGAAGAAAACCAGUGUCUCUUGUGUGAGUACCUGUUUUUAAAGUAUUUCAGAGUACCAGCAUAUUCUUUUUAUCUACUAGUUAUGUGCCAAUUUAGAUUGCUUAGAUUCUCUAGAACAUGUUACUGAAACAUUUUCACAUCAGUUAUUGUUAAACAAGUAGUAUAUUACAGUUCAAAUUGCAGCUCUCACCAUUCUUGCUAUACUCUUAUUGAAGUCACUGUUUAUUAGUGAUUUACAUUUCUGAGUUUUAUUUCAUGCAAUUGUUUUUUAUUAUUAUAUCUUGAUUAGGUUUUGCUGGAAUGGGUAAUCUUCUAAAAGUCCUUACAAGGGAAAUAGAGAACUAUCCACAUUUUUUCCUGGACUUUGAAAAUGCACAGCCAACAGACUGUGAGAGAGAGGUGUGGAACCAGGUGAAUGCUGUUCUCCAGGAGUCAGAGAGCAUCCUGUCCGGCCUGCAAGCCUACAAGGGGGCGGGCCAGGAAAUACGAGAUGCAAUACAGAAUCCUAAUGACAUGCUCCUUCAGGAGAGGGCGUGGAACUCUGUGUGUCCCCUUGUCAUCCGCCUAAAGAAGUUCUAUGCUUUUUCAUUGAAACUAGAGGAAGCACUGCAGAGCCUUUUGGAGUCUCUGACGUGUCCGCCAUACACUCCCACUCAGCACCUGGAGAGGGAGCAGGCCCUCGCUAAACAGUUCGCUGAAAUCCUGCAUUUCACCCUCCGCUUUGAUGAGCUUAAGAUGAGGAUUCCAGCUAUCCAAAAUGACUUCAGCUACUACAGAAGAACAAUCAGUCGAAACCGAUUAAACAACAUGAAUCUUGAAAAUGAAGUCAAUAAUGAAAUGGCAAAUAGAAUGUCUCUGUUCUACGCUGAAGCCACGCCUAUGCUGAAGACCUUGAGCACAGCAACGACAAACUUUGUGACAGAGGUACUGCUUGUUUCUACAGUCGCAAUUUUAGCACUUUGA